Messenger RNA from Momordica charantia (bitter melon), 713 nucleotides. RefSeq names its product WRKY DNA-binding protein 56 (gene WRKY56). Gene Ontology annotation, molecular function: sequence-specific DNA binding; DNA-binding transcription factor activity. Gene Ontology annotation, biological process: regulation of DNA-templated transcription. The record is from RefSeq and is a predicted model, not a curated record. Lineage: Eukaryota; Viridiplantae; Streptophyta; Magnoliopsida; Cucurbitales; Cucurbitaceae.
AUGGUAAUGGAUGGUGACAAUAUUUCACAGCUGCUGAGUGCACCCACCAAUGGUGAUAUUACACACACACAGCUUCUUCCUCUCAGCCAAAGCUGUGAUGAAAUUGACUGGGAAGGGCUGCUCUGUGGUUCGUCUUUGAGUUUGGAGAUGGAGAAGGCAAGUGGAAGUGAGGGGAUAAAAAUGGGGGAUUUUGAUGGUGGAGCUGGAAGAAGAGAUGAGGGUAAUAAUGGAGGGAAAAACAAAGGGAAAAUGAUGAUGGGCAAAAGAAGUAGCAGUGCAGUAGUGCCUAGGAUUGCUUUCCAGACAAGGAGUGCUGAGGAUGUUCUUGAUGAUGGCUACAGAUGGAGGAAAUAUGGUCAGAAGGCUGUCAAACAUAGCACACAUCCCAGGAGCUAUUACCGGUGUACACAUCAUACAUGCAACGUUAAGAAACAAAUUCAAAGGCACUCAAAGGAUCCAACCAUAGUGGUGACAACAUAUGAAGGGAUUCACAACCAUCCAUCUGAAAAAUUAAUGGAGACUCUAAGCCCUCUCCUCAAGCAAUUGCAGUUCCUUUCUGGCAUUUAGAACAAUAUAAUUAUAAUCUUUCCCUUCUCCAUUUGCAUUGAACUUUUUUCUGUAUGUAUUUGUAUCAAACAAUGAUGAAUCUUUCUUCUCCUAUGGCACUGGAGAAGCCAAAGUGAAUGAUGAAUCUUUCAGCGUUUCAUCUAAAA